Durotheca rogersii is the source of this 1258-nucleotide messenger RNA. RefSeq lists its product as uncharacterized. Lineage: Eukaryota; Fungi; Ascomycota; Sordariomycetes; Xylariales; Xylariaceae. The transcript has 2 exons. Bases 271 to 1137 code for a protein of 288 amino acids. The record is from RefSeq and is a predicted model, not a curated record.
AUCGGCGGCAUCCUCGUUGUAAGACAAGACAACAAUAUCGCUCCUCCACUGAUCUUAUCCCUCUCCCCUCCCUUUCCCCCUCCUCGUAAUACGAGAGGUCGAUGACCCUGGUUGCGAGGCACGCCAUGGAUCGCAACGUGUUAUUUAGUAGUACAGUAGGCAAUCUUGUAUCUACCUACUUACUAUUACCUUCUCUACUCGCUUGCCUACCUCAUACUACAUACCUACAUAUCUACCUGAUAUCCUGCGCAUCCUGCCACACACGCAACCAUGCCAACCCGUACCAACCGGGCGCAGCAGACCAUCUUCACGCGGCCCUUCCCCGCGGCGGUCGUGUACGACCUCUCGCUCUCUUCGUCAAGCGACGGCACCACUGCCAUCCGCGUGCCGCCGGGCUCGACCUGGUCCUCGGGCGCCCACUGGCACGAGGCGCACGUCGAGUUUCUGGAAGUAGUGGCGGGGCGGGCGCGCGUCACGCUCGGGGGCGGCGGUGACAGUCGAACGCCAGGAAGUGGAGGGGCGACGGUGACGGAAGUCGGGCCCCGAGACGGCGUGGUGAGGGUGCCCAGGGGGGUGGUGCACGAGUGGAGGAGGGCUCGGGUGGGGAGGAGGAAGGGGGUGAGCAGAGAGGAAGAGGAGGGGGCGGAAGAAAGAGAAGGGAGGGAGGCGGAGGAGGGUGGCGACGACGGGGUGCGGAAGAGGCGCACGAGGCGAGCGGUAGAAGGACCGAAAGGGGCCCAGGACGAGGGAGCCGAAGACGAAGCUGAAUGGGAGGCCGAGCUCGUCGUACGCGAGUGGACGGAGCCGCGGGACGGCGCGAAGGCGGUGUUCUUCCGGAACCUAAACGGGCUCAUCCUCGACGCGUCGCGGGAUGGCCCCAGCGGCAGCGACAGCGACAACGAAGGUGACAGCGGGAGCGGGAGCGGGAGGGGCGGGCGAUGGCUGAGCCUGCUCCUGACGCUGGAACUGUGGAUCCUCUUCUGGCGCGCCGACAACUACCCCGUCGUCCUCCUCCCCGCCUGGGACGCCUGGGCAGCGGGCGCCCGCAUCCUGGCCACGAAGACACUGAUGCGCGCCGCCGUCGCGCUCGGAUGGGUGCUCGGGUGUCGCGGGGUGUACGAGGAGUACGGUCCUUAGGAGGAGUGGAGAGAAAGGGGGGAUUGGGGCGUCGGCUACAACACGAAGAGAACUGUGCGGAUCUUAGUCCGCGUUUGAUUGCAUGUCAUUUUCAACGGAACUAAUUAAGGCCGUCUGUAAG